GUCCCUCUUCUGUUCUCCUCCUCUUCGCCGUUUCCAACUCAACAACUCUCUCUGUUUCAGCUUCUUCUUCUUCUUCUUUAACAACACCUCUUAAAUCACAGCCGUUGAUCAUAAUUACAGGUCUAGAUGUGUGUGUAUAUAUACACAAACACACACAUUUAAUCCUGUAUUACACUAAACCUCUUUGAAAAAGCCUUGCCUCUUUUCUCUUACCAAGAUUUAGCUUUUUCUCUGCCAAUCCCUUUUAUUGGUUAAGAUGGUUUUGAUGAUAUAUUGUAGUGAAGCUGCUUACUAGGCGCUUGUCUAGUCCGUGUGCUUCCUCUUCAGUCGACCAUUCUUCAGUAAAUGGGCUGCUUUCAUUCUAAGGUUAAAAAGAAGUUACGUGGACACGAAGAUCCUGUAGUCCUUGCGUCCCAAACAGCUUUUAGUGUUAGCGAAGUAGAAGCAUUGUUUGAGCUGUUCAAGAGUAUCAGUAGUUCGGUAAUUGACGAUGGGCUAAUAAGCAAGGAAGAAUUUCAGUUAGCUUUAUUCAAGAACAGAAAGAAAGAAAACCUUUUCGCAAAUCGGAUUUUUGAUCUCUUUGAUGUGAAGCAAAAAGGGCUCAUUGAUUUUGGUGAUUUUGUGAGGGGACUUCAUGUCUUCCACCCCAAUGCCCCACAAGAAGAGAAGAUGAAUUUUUCAUUUAAGCUUUAUGAUCUAGAUGGCACAGGGUUCAUUGAGAGGCAAGAGGUUAAACAAAUGUUGAUUGCACUUUUAUGUGAGUCUGAGAUGAAGUUGGCUGAUGAGACUAUAGAGAGUAUUCUCGAUAAGACUUUUGUUGAGGCAGACACAAAUCAGGACGGAAAGAUUGACAAAUCUGAAUGGCAGAUUUUCGUUGGCCGAAAUCCUUCAUUACUAAAGAUAAUGACACUUCCCUAUCUAAGGGAUAUUACAACUACUUUUCCUAGUUUUGUGUUCCAUUCUGAAGUUGAUGAAGUUGCUACAUAAUUAGGAAAUGUAGUUCAGAUUAUUCUUUUCUUUUCCCUUUUCUCUUAGUAUUAGAUGCACGAAAUGUUGUUCGAGUAUAGGAAAUUUGAAGCCGAUGAUAAUACUAAGAGUAUCACAUUGGGUGGGGAGGAUGCUAGCCUCCCUCCGCAAAGUGAUUUUAUCAUUGCCAAGUAUGCCAAUUGAUAGUGAAGUCGCCAUUCGGUCUAGUUAUCGUGCACUUUUUAUCAAUCCUCUUGCAAGAUGAUUGUAAUUCAUAUGUUUGAGGUUGUCUUUUUUUGGACACAUGAUAAAUUGGAACGAUACAGAGAAGAUUAUGGUUCUUGCGCAAGGAUGGCACAAACAGUCAAGAAAUGGUCAAUUUUUUGUUGCCA
This is a messenger RNA of Nicotiana attenuata, 1358 nucleotides long. RefSeq names its product calcineurin B-like protein 1. The transcript has 9 exons. Lineage: Eukaryota; Viridiplantae; Streptophyta; Magnoliopsida; Solanales; Solanaceae. Gene Ontology annotation, molecular function: calcium ion binding; kinase binding. The coding region runs from base 346 to 987 and encodes 213 amino acids. The record is from RefSeq and is a predicted model, not a curated record. Gene Ontology annotation, biological process: calcium-mediated signaling.